Trypanosoma conorhini is the source of this 669-nucleotide messenger RNA. RefSeq lists its product as uncharacterized. NCBI's taxonomy places the organism in Eukaryota, Euglenozoa, Kinetoplastea, Trypanosomatida, Trypanosomatidae. The transcript has a single exon. The record is from RefSeq and is a predicted model, not a curated record. Bases 1 to 669 code for a protein of 222 amino acids.
AUGGAGGACGCGGCGCAACAGAGCAUUCCCACAGUGACCUUUGAGUGGGCGCGGGCCGGCGAUGCGUACACCAUACACGGGCCGAAGGUGGUACAUAAAGGCGGGGGUGAAAGCCCCUACAGGCCGGUGGUUGGUGACCUCACGCUGAUCCCAGGCAACGGGAAAGUAUUCUACGAAAUCACGACAAAUACGGAUGCGUGCAAGCUCGGCUUGUGCACCAAGGGGGCAUUUCGCACAGUGGAGGAGCUUGAGGUUGAGCUGGGUAAGAAGUGGGACACCUCCACGUACGGCGAGGCGCCGUCGUGCGACGAGUGCUGGAUGUUUAAUUGUCAGACCUCCACGGUGGAGGUGAACGGCGAGGAGCGUAAGCGGCUGUGGCGCCUCUCUGUCCCCGUAUCAGGCGGCAACUUUGGCUUUCUUGUUGACACCGAUGAGGGGCGGGUGCAGCUGUUUUUCAAGGAUGUGUAUCAAGGCGUUGUCUUUGAGACCUCGCUGGGGCUGCGCGGCAAGGCACUCCACCCCUGCGUCGGCUUGGAAGGGAUGGAUAUGAACAACAGAAACAUAGGUGAGGGCAACAAUGCCGCCUUUGUGACCCCUCUCUGCAAAGCCCCCCCGUGCCUGACAGAAUUUCGCAACGAGGAUGCAGCGCAUCUGCAGCGCUGUGUGUAG